Messenger RNA from Tripterygium wilfordii, 444 nucleotides. RefSeq lists its product as uncharacterized. Lineage: Eukaryota; Viridiplantae; Streptophyta; Magnoliopsida; Celastrales; Celastraceae. The record is from RefSeq and is a predicted model, not a curated record. Bases 1 to 444 code for a protein of 147 amino acids. The transcript is spliced from 3 exons.
AUGGAAAAAUAUGAAGCUGAAUUCCAUAAUACUGAAGCUUCUAUCAAGGCUUUAGAGAUGUUGGAGCAGAUGCUAAAAUAUGCUAAAUUCAUGAAAGAAAUCUUGUUCAACAAAAGGAAGUUAGGAGAACAUGAGACUGUCAUGUUAAAAGAAGAGUGUAGUGCUAUUCUCCAACAAAAGCUGGCACCAAAGAUGAAAGACCCAGGGAGUUUUACGAUUCCUUUCACUAUUGGUGAUUUUACUUUUGAUAAAGUCUUAUGUGAUCUUGCUGAUCUAUCAAUCGUGUACCUAAGAGGGAUGAUAGAAGAUGUCUUGAUAAAGGUUGACAAGUUCAUCUUUCCAGUGGACUUUGUGGUGCUUGAUAUGGAGGAAGAUCAUGAGAUCCCUCUUAUAUUGGGAAGACCAUUCCUAGCCAUCGGUAGGACCCUCAUAGACGUGCAAUAA